Molecule: messenger RNA, 1737 nt
Organism: Aaosphaeria arxii CBS 175.79
Lineage: Eukaryota; Fungi; Ascomycota; Dothideomycetes; Pleosporales
Product: alpha/beta-hydrolase
Exons: 3
Coding region: 1-1737 (578 amino acids)
Molecular function (GO): carboxylic ester hydrolase activity
Source: RefSeq, a predicted model, not a curated record
AUGUAUCUUCCCCACACCUCCACAUCGGGCAUGGGCCUAUAUCCACCUCAUCCCGCUUUCAAGCUCUCGCGAACCUUGAUACGCGAGACAGAAUUUGCCCCCCGAACUGGUGUGUGGAAUGGUGACCCCCUUGCUCCCACUGUACGCAUUAGGAACGGCACAGUCGAAGGCGUCCAUUCGGCACAAUAUGCUCAGGAUUUCUUUCUUGGAAUACCCUUUGCACAACCACCUGUAGGAGAACUGCGCUUCCGUCCUGCCCAGCCAAUCGCUUCCGCAUGGACAAGCCCUUUGAAUGCAAGGCAAUACUCUUCGGCUUGUAUAGGAUACGGCUCAGAUCAAUGGCCAUAUCCGUCCAUUUCAGAAGAUUGUCUCUACUUGAAUGUUGUUCGGCCAUCUGGCUAUGAGAAUUCGACUCUGCCAGUUGCAUUCUGGAUCCAUGGUGGUGGACUCGCGCAGGGCAGCGCUAUCGAUCAGCGUUACAACAUGAGUUUCAUUGUGGAAAGGAGUGUAGAGAUAGGAAAGCCGAUUAUUGGUGUCAGCAUAAACUACCGACUUAGUAUGUUUGGGUUCGUAAAUGGAGAGGAGGUUGUUGAAAGUGGAAAUGCCAACUUGGGUUUCAGAGAUCAGAGACUUGGACUUGCUUGGGUGCAAGAGAACAUUGAAGCCUUUGGAGGUGACCCCAAGCAAGUGACCAUCUUUGGAGAAUCUGCGGGCGCUCUCAGUGUGGGCAUGCAUCUCACAGCCUACGGCGGCCGCGACGAUCACAUCUUCCGCGGCGCCAUCAUGCAAUCCGGCAAUCCAAUCAACUAUGGGACUUUUAACUAUAAUGCGAGCAAUCUCCUUGUAGCCGGCGAGCACUUCAAUUGCCCAGACAAAACCUCUAUCCUCCCCUGUCUUCGCUCUAUCGACACAGAUACUCUCUCGACGUGGAUUAAUAGCACCCGACGUUCCCUUCGAUGGAGCCCCAUUAUCGAUGGCGAUUUCAUUCAGGGUAAAACCUCUCUCCAACUCGCCGCCGGCGCCUUCGUCCAUGUCCCCAUAAUCUCAGGCGCCAACUCCGACGAAGGUACAGCCUUCGGCCCAAAGCCCAUGAACACGACCUCUCAAUUCUUUUCAAAUCUGACACAAGUUCCCAUGCCUGUCCCUUUGACUCCGUCUCAAGCCUCUGCCGUUCUAGCUGCCUAUCCAUCGAACAUAACGUACGGGGCAGUCCCCACAAAUCAGCCUUUGUCUUACACUCCUGGUCCGGGGUACGGGGCCGAAAGUAGGCGCUCAGAUGCCUACUACGGUGACGUUACUAUGAUAGCGUCGCGCCGCAAGACAUGCCAGACGUGGACGGCCAACGGCAUCCCAGCAUACUGCUACCGCUUUAAUACCAUCCCGCACGGCCUGCCUGCAGAAAUUGGCGCAACUCAUUUCCAAGAGGUAGCUUUCGUGUUCAACAACCAACUGGGCGUUGGGUAUGGGUAUCCAAACGUGUCCGAGAAUCCCUUCGAGGGGAUGCCGGAAGGGUAUUUUGGCCUCGCGGAGAUGAUGAGCGCAGCGUGGAUCGGGUUCGUGCAUGACGGUGUGCCCAGUGAUGGCGGAGCUGCAGAAUUCUGGCCGAGCUACGGGGAGGGCAAAAACUGGGUUUUCGAUGCCAAUGUCACGGGGUUGGGGUACGAGGAGAAGGACGAUUGGAGGAAGGAGGGGAUUGCAUUAAUCAACUCAUGGGAUGAAGAUGUAUAUCAACGCUAA